Molecule: messenger RNA, 2001 nt
Organism: Styela clava
Lineage: Eukaryota; Metazoa; Chordata; Ascidiacea; Stolidobranchia; Styelidae
Source: RefSeq, a predicted model, not a curated record
CAGACAGUUGGAUAACUUCCUACUUCCCGUAUGGCUUUAUCUCCCGAACUCAGUUACAGUGACGAUUUUGUCGAUAAAAUGAGGGGAAAUUUUCUACUUUUAAUCACCUUCAAAAAAAUUGAUUACUAAAUAGGUAAUGAAUAUGAGUGAUAAUCCUCCACCAACUUCUGUAGAAAACAGUUCUGUGACAGAUAUAAAAUGUGAAGAUGCUUCUACUCCAUCAAUAAUUACAAAUCCAUUAAAAAAACUUCCUGUCAAAGAUGACAAAAUUAAACUAAAUCAGCAUUAUUAUUGCAUGCGAAGUGAUGAUACAUGGCACAAUGCAGAAGUUCUUCAAACAAGAGUGAAUGCAUUACAUGACGAUAGACAUGAAUAUUAUGUGCAUUAUCACGGCUUAAACAGAAGACUAGAUGAGUGGGUUGAGUCUUCUCGUAUUGAUACUGCGAGAGUCGUUCCUGAGAGUGAUAUUGAAGCUGUAAAAGAUGGUGAUGCAAAAGAUGGGGCUGAUAAUCGUAUGACAAGAAAUCAAAAGCGGAAACAUGAUGAGAUUAAUCAUGUUCAAAAAUCCUAUGCAGAAAUGGAUCCGACGACUGCAGCAUUAGAGAGGGAGCACGAAGCUAUCACCAAAGUGAAGUAUAUUGACCGAAUUCAUAUGGGGAAAUAUGAAAUUGAAGCGUGGUACUUCUCACCUUAUCCUGACGAAUAUGGAAAGCAACCCAAAUUAUACAUAUGUGAAUAUUGCUUGAAAUAUAUGAAAUUUGAAAAAACCUACAGACGGCAUUUAGGAGAAUGUGAAUGGCGACAACCUCCCGGCAAAGAAAUUUAUCGUCGAGGGAAUAUUUCGGUUUAUGAAGCUGAUGGAAAAGAACAUAAAAUAUACUGUCAGAAUUUAUGUUUGCUAGCAAAGUUAUUUCUUGAUCAUAAAACUCUUUACUUCGAUGUGGAACCAUUUCUUUUCUAUAUCCUUACAGAGGUUGACCAGUAUGGUGCACACGUUGUUGGGUAUUUUUCAAAAGAGAAAGAAUCUCCUGAUGGAAAUAAUCUUGCUUGCAUUUUAAUAUUGCCACCAUUCCAGCGUAAGGGUUAUGGAAAAUUCUUGAUAGCCUUCAGUUAUGAAUUAUCAAAAGCAGAACAUCUUAUCGGAUCUCCAGAAAAGCCGUUAUCAGACUUGGGAAAGCUGAGCUACAGGAGUUACUGGUCUUGGGUUUUAUUGGAGAUUCUGAGAGAUUUUAGGGGAACUCUAUCAAUCAAGGAUCUGAGUGAAAUGACAAGUAUCACACAAGCGGAUAUCAUUUCUGCAUUGCAGUCUCUCAACAUGGUAAAAUAUUGGAAAGGACAACAUGUUGUCUGUGUCACACCAAAACACAUUGAGGAACAUAUGAAAUCACAGCUGAUCAAAAGGCCACGAAUUCCUGUGGACAAAACAUUCAUGAGGUGGCAGCCUCCAAAGAGAAAGCCAGGUGUGAAAAAGGAAGGUAUCCACCACAAAAAAUGAAGAUUGUCAACUGUUGACAAAACUAUAUGAACUAAUUACAGAAUACAUGUGAGGCAUUCUGACUGAAUCUUUUCAUAUUGCCAAUCGCCAUUAUUUUAUUAAACUGCUUCUCACUGUCUUUGUUGUACUCAAAUAUCUUGUUGAAGAUGUUAGCACAGGAAGUCUGUUUAUUUUGGACUCCGUAUAAAACCAUAACUAUAGCAUUGAUUUAAGAGGGGCUCGACACCAUGAACUGAAAUAAAACACAAGAAACUUUCAAUCUAUUACUCAUCCAACGGCAGGAAUAAUUUCACACAGAGGAUACACCUACCGAAGGGGGGUCUGCUUAUUUUUGGGCUCCAUAUAAAACCAUAACUAUAGCAUUGAUAGCGGUAUAAACUGAAACAAAGCACAAGAAUUUUGUUGUAUUUUUCAUCCAUGAAACUUGGAUAUUACUAUAUGCAGAGGUCACCUACUUGCAUGAUAGUCAGGGGAUAGAUUCUCCUAGUGAGAUAUUAAUUGGGUGU